AUGGCGGAGGAAGGCGAGCGCUGCGACCCCGACCGCGACCCGGCUCCUGUGGCGGAGGCUGGAGAUGGGACAGAGCCGGACAGCCAGGCCGGGGAAGACCCCGCGGAGGGCCCCGACGUGUACAGAUACAUUAAGGGAGACUUGUUCACCUCCGAGAUUUAUAAAGUAGAGAUACAGAACCUGCCCAAAUACAUCGGGUUUAACGAUGUGAAAAAGUUCCUUGCCAAGUACGGGCUCAACCCUCACAAGAUAAAACUCUUCGGGAAGCAGACGUUCGCCUUCGUGACGUUCAAGAGCGAGGAGGAGCGGGACAAGGCCAUGCGGGUGCUGCACGGCGCGCUCUGGAAGAGCCGCCACCUCAGCGUGCGCCUGGCCAAGCCCAAGGCCGACCCCAUCGCCAAGAAGAGGAAGCAAGAGGAGGAUUCGGAGCAGGGAGAGGCGAAGCGUCCGGCUGCCUGCGGAGAGGAGCCCCUGAGCAAGCGGAUCGCGGACGUGGUGACCCCGCUGUGGAACGUGCCCUACGAGGCGCAGCUGGCCCAGAAGAAGCAGGAGUGCGAACAAGUGCUGCAGAAGCUGACAAAGGAAAUAGGAAAUAACAACAGAGCUUUAUUACCCUGGUUGUUCCUGCAGAAGCAGAAGUUUAAUAAAUUAUGUUGCCCAGUGGAGGGAGUGAAAGCAUCACCCUUGCAGACCGAAUAUCGCAACAAAUGUGAGUUCUUGAUUGGGAUUGGUGUAAAUCAAGAAGACAAAACUGUGGGUUGUCGUCUUGGCAAAUAUAAGGGUGGUACAUGUGCUGUAGUGGAGCCAUUUGAUACUAUUCACAUUCCUGCUAUUGCCAAAAAAGUAGUAAAAGCUUUCCAAGACUACAUAAGGUGCACUCCUUACUCGGUGUACAGCCCCGAGACCUACGAGGGGCACUGGAAGCAGCUCACGGUGCGCACCAGCCGCCGCGGCCACAUCAUGGCCAUUGCUUACUUCAACCCUCAGAAAUUGAGUAAAGAAGAGCUAGCUGACCUGAAAAUCUCUCUGGCAAAAUACUUCACAGAAGGGAUGGGAAAGAGCAGUGGUGUUACUUCCCUGUACUUUGUGGAGGAAGGACAGAGGAAAUCUCCCAAUCUAGAAGAUUUGCCUUUGGAGCAUGUGGCUGGUGAUAAGUACAUAUAUGAAGAACUCCUUGGCCUAAAAUUUAGAAUUUCUCCUCAUGCAUUUUUUCAAGUGAACACCCAAGCUGCAGAAGUGUUGUACACUGCCAUUGGGGAGUGGGCACAACUGAGCCAGGAGAGCACCGUGCUGGACAUCUGCUGUGGGACAGGAACCAUUGGGAUUUCCUUAGCAAAGAGAGUGAAGAAGGUCAUUGGAAUUGAGCUCUGUCAGGAAGCUGUGCAGGAUGCCAAAGCAAAUGCCCAGAUUAAUGAACUGAGUAAUAUUGAAUUUUACUGUGGGAAGGCAGAAGAUAUUGUUCCUUCCCUGAUGAACGUUUUAGCUCCUCAGAACCUGAUCACGAUUGUAGAUCCACCACGGGCAGGGCUGCAUUCCAAGGUAAUUCUUGCCCUGAGAAGAGCUGAACAUCUAAAGAAGCUCAUCUAUGUCUCCUGCAAUCCCAGAGCUGCAAUGAAUAACUUUGUGGACCUGUGCCGGGCCCCUUCCAACAGGGUGAAAGGAGCCUCGUUCCGGCCCGUGCGAGCCAUGGCUGUGGAUCUGUUCCCUCAGACCAGGCACUGUGAGCUGCUCAUCUUCUUUGAGAGGGUGGAAUACGCCAAUGGCAGCUCUGCAGCAGCAGCACCUGCUGCCAGUGAGACCCCAGCAGCAGCCUGUGGCACCGAGGGCAUGGAUGGCACCAGCCCAGCCAGCGAGGGGAGCCAGGCAGCUGCUGGCCUUGGGGACUGCAGUCCAAGAGAGGGCUCACCCUAACUCCUCAGAGACUUCAUAGAAACUACUUUGGCUUUUUAACUGCAUCAGUAACAUAACUUCUGUAACAUGCAGGUAAUAAAUCUCUGUACAACAGAGUAAUUGCAAGGCUUCCAACUUAUUUCAUCAUCCUAAUUUGAAUUAAGUUUCAUUAUCAUCGACUCUCAGAAGGGUUUGUGUUGAAAGGGACCUUAAUGAUUAUCUGAUAACCACCCCUUUGCCAUGAGCAGGGACACCUUCCACUCAGCCAGGCUGCUCAGAGCCCCAUCCAUGGUC
Melospiza georgiana is the source of this 2184-nucleotide messenger RNA. It is a transcript of the gene TRMT2A, whose product is annotated as tRNA methyltransferase 2 homolog A. Lineage: Eukaryota; Metazoa; Chordata; Aves; Passeriformes; Passerellidae. The transcript has 11 exons. The coding region runs from base 1 to 1911 and encodes 636 amino acids. Gene Ontology annotation, biological process: RNA processing. The record is from RefSeq and is a predicted model, not a curated record. Gene Ontology annotation, molecular function: RNA binding; RNA methyltransferase activity.